AUGCCUGAGCAGGAAAUUCCGGCCGAAGACAGACCUUCAUCCAGUUCAUCAUCUGAACCGUUUCCCCAAGAAAAUCCGUUAGGUGAUAACCGUGACGACCGAGCGAACAAUGGAAACGGACGCGAGAACCACUUCGUUGCCAUACGAAACUUAAUGAACCGAAAUCGAACAAGGUUGAACGGAACCCGGCCGCCCGUAGCUAGUCUUCCCUUCGAACGAUCAUUUAUUCCCAUGCCCACCCGUUACUAUCCGAUUGUGAUCCCUGCCGAACCAACGAUUGAAGAUCUAUUGCGCCAGGCAGCCGGAACCAGUGAACUGCACCGAGUAACAGACAUCAAACUGAAGGUAAUCUCUCACAUGACCAGCUUGCAGCGCAUUCCAUUUUUCAUCCCGAAUCUGAAGUCACUGACACUGGAAGGCAGCAUUGUGACAACGCUGAGAGAUUUGGGCUGCGAUAUGACGUCGUUGGUUUAUCUGAACGUUAGCCGAUGCAGUUUGAAAAAUCUGGACGGAACUAGUGGAUUGGAAACGCUGGAGGAGCUGGUAGCCGACAACAACCAAAUCGAGGAGGUUGGCCCCUGUACGAACUUGACGAUGAUUAAGAAGAUUAGCUUAAAGGGCAAUCGCAUCACCGACCUUGGCAGUUGCACGUUUUUGGCGCUAUGCGAAAACUUAGAGGUACUGGACCUACGAGAAAAUUUCGUCUCCGAACAUCCUUCGCUGCGAUUGACGUUGAAAGAAAACAUUCCGCAGCUUCGCUGCCUGAACGAUGUUCCUUUCUCCGAGGUGGUACAGGAGGAAAAUUCAGACCUUUCCAGUUCAGAGUAUCGCUCUAGCCCAUCCAGCAAUGCCGACCGAGAACGACGAGGUCAACGCUGGGAAUCCGGCGGCAUUGGUGACGGCACUUGGAACGAACAUCAACAUCCGAAUCGACCAGUAACCAGUACCCAUCACGAGAGAGCCGUUACGGUUGAGCUACUGGAUGACAUGCGUCCCUCCUCUGCCGAUGCAACUAAAAUAAAAAAUCAGCUUACCUCCGGAGAACCUCUUUGCGGCAAUGUCGUCACAAAGGCUCGUCGAGUAAGGCGACAGCGAACGGCGUGGGGGGAAUCAACAUCUUGCUCCAGUAUGAGCAGCACCGACUCAUCUUACUCAAAGGAUUUCCCGGAGCGAUUACCCCAAAAACCUAUCGAUCUAGAAUUGGGUGUUAUCGGAGUGCCUAAUCAAAGUGAUCGUCACGCCGAUGAUGACUCCCAAAGUUUGCUCCGAGAAUCGCGUUUGUUGCGUCAACGAUCGCUCCAAACACGGGAGGCGAUCCGGGAACACGAUCAACUAACUCGACAUGUUAGCGAAGGUUAG
Molecule: messenger RNA, 1359 nt
Organism: Sabethes cyaneus
Lineage: Eukaryota; Metazoa; Arthropoda; Insecta; Diptera; Culicidae
Exons: 4
Coding region: 1-1359 (452 amino acids)
Source: RefSeq, a predicted model, not a curated record